UCUCCUAUCAGUUUAUGCUUAAGAAUUUCGAUAACAAGUAAAGAAAAACAAAGUUUCAUCAAUGGCAAAUUCGUUGAAGGCAAUCGUCCUCCUGGCCUCGUCUGUCUGCUUCUUGUCCCUCCUCGUCGGGACCACUCUCGCCGAUUCCCGCUUCUUCGUGGAGGGCAAGGUCUACUGCGACACCUGCCGCACGCAGUUCGAAACCAGAGUCAGCGAGUAUAUGGAAGGGGCUAAGGUGCGCCUUGAGUGCAGAGAUCGUGAAGGCGGAAGCCUGACAUACAGUGUCGACGGCACCACUAGUGCAAACGGAACAUACCACCUCCCUGUGGACGGAGAGCACGAGGAGGAGAUAUGUGAGAUCGUACUCGUGAAGAGCAGCAUGGAAGGGUGCGAUGAGGUCAGCCAGGACACAUACUUGAGGAAGAGCGCCAAGAUCAAUCUCACAUCCAACAACGGCAUCUCCUCUCCCGUUCGAAUAGCAAAUCCCCUCGGUUUCAUGAAGAAGGACCCCCUCUCGGAGUGCGCUGAGGUACUUAGGGAACUCGGCAUGACUGCUGACGGUGUCGCAUAAACAAGGGCACAUAGACAUCAUCGAUGCCUAUAUUUUUGUACCUAAAUAAAUUAGAAUGUUGCAUGUUAAGAGUUACGACAAGGGGUUUUUGAACCCAAAUAACCAAGCAUUUUGGCCAAGCUUGGAUUUGUAGGGCGGGCAAAAGUCCUUUUACUCUUUACUUCAUGGUAGUCGAUAUGCUAAUGUACUGCCAGCAUUUUGGCCAUAGUUCCUCGUACGUACAAGAGUUAAAAUUUUUCACU
Punica granatum (pomegranate) is the source of this 813-nucleotide messenger RNA. NCBI's taxonomy places the organism in Eukaryota, Viridiplantae, Streptophyta, Magnoliopsida, Myrtales, Lythraceae. The record is from RefSeq and is a predicted model, not a curated record.